Molecule: messenger RNA, 1010 nt
Organism: Oncorhynchus mykiss (rainbow trout)
Lineage: Eukaryota; Metazoa; Chordata; Actinopteri; Salmoniformes; Salmonidae
Source: RefSeq, a predicted model, not a curated record
CGGCGAUGUGCGUCUUUCAGGCGACGCUGCUAGCGUGACGUAUAAUCUAGUGGACGGUUCUUCAGAAACAGCUCGUCAACCACCUCGGUAGCUUGCUAUCCAACAUAGCCGAAAGAUUCAAGCUAUUUAUACGCUUUCGGUCUAUAUUAGCUACUGUGUUUUAGACACACUUCUGUCGUAUCUACUUGUUAACCUAUUUAAUAUUACGUUAUUUUGUAUUAGUUAAGUUAGCUCUGGCCUAGUUGCUAAUGAUAGCUACCUAACAUCCCCGACCAUGAACUCCCUAAACUACUCCCCUCCUGUUAAAGAAGAGGAGGUCUGCUGGACGGAGAAAGAAGCUCUGGGGCUGAACAUUGUUGUGAAAGAGGAGGAGGAGGAUGUUACAGUAAAACAAGUAGAGGGUGAGGCUGUUACCGUGAAAGAAAAAGAGAAAGACGUUUCAGUGAAAGAAGAGGAAGACUCGUUCAGAGUGAAAGAGGAGGAAGGGGAGAUUACUGUCACAUUGGAGGAAGAAGAGGAGGUUGGAGAUCUGUUUAAUACCAGAGAGAGACGGGACUACCGUGGGUCCUCUGGGGAGCCUCAACAACAUCAUGAUGCUGACGAGGCAGAGCAGAGUCUCUCUACAUCAGAACACCUCAAUAAACACCAGCAGAGACCCACACGGAAGAGAAUUCACUGCUGCUCUGACUGUGGGAAGAGAUUCACCUCCUCAUCAGGCAUUAAAAUCACCAGAAAAUACACACAGGAGAGAAACCUUAUAGUUGUGAUCAAUGUGGGAAGAGUUUUACUACAUCUGGCUCUCUGACUCUCCAUCAGAGAACACACACAGGAGAGAAACCGUAUAUAUGUGAUCAAUGUGGGAAGAGUUUUGUUCGAUCUGACCAGCUGACAUUACACCAAAGAACACACACAGGAGAUAAAUCUUAUAGCUGUGGUCAAUGUGGGAAGAGAUUUGUUACAUCUAGCUCUCUGACAUUACACCAGAGAACACACACAAGAGAGAAAUCUUA